AUCACUGACCACAAUUCCCAUGUGCUCUUCUUCUUGAUCUUCGAGGGCAGUGCCUGGUCGUGCUAUCUGGCUAUCUGGCUAUCUGACAAGUGGCUAGAUCCGAGUAUCACCACCUCCUGUUCCUGUUCAACGACUCCCCGUCCGCCUUAGCCCCGUCAGCCGAGAGCGAAAAGAGGAGGGAAGAUACAGAGACAGGGUCAUGUUCCGGCAAGCCAGGCCGACAACAACUCACUCUGCCUCCCUACUACUCCCCCCGUCGCUUGUGCCGUCGACUGCUCCAUGCCAGGUGCUAAGAUAGGAGAGUCCAUUGAUCCACCAGAACAAGCAUGCAUCAGCCUGAUCGAGUCGUGGACGAUGUCCACUCCGCCCAUCAGACCGACCGGGCCCAACAACGUCGCCAAAAGGCUGUCGACCCCGACUGGACCAGUGCCAAAAACGGCAUCUCCCAAGCUGACCAGGCCUCCGAGGCCAACGAUCCUCCCAGCAAACGACGACGAGUCGCGCUGGCGUGCACCGUCUGCCGUGGGCGGAAAUCACGUUGCGAUGGCAUGCGCCCCAAGUGCUCGCUGUGUAUCGAGUUGGGGUUUGAAUGCGUCUAUCAACAGUCUGCGUCAUAUUCAAACAUCAUCAUCGGCAAGGAGUAUUUGUCGUCGAUCGAGGACAGAUUAAAGGAGGUAGAAGGCCGGCUCGCUUCUCUCGAGCACCGUGAGCGUACAGCUGUCUACCAACCGGCCCGUCCGAACGUCUCAAAUGGCGUCUCUCGCUCAGAUUUUGCACAGCCGGAGACCGCCUGCUUGCGGGAAGAGAGCCUCGAAGAUGCCGAAACCGUCGAAGAUCCCAUCGAUGCUAUGGGGGCGGUCACAUUUGCGCAGGAGGAGGACUGCGCAUUCUUUGGGCCUUCGUCCAAUAUUGCCUUCCUUCGACACGUCUCGAGGGCUGUGGCCCGGUUAACUCACGACCCUGAACCCUGGAAACCGUCUCCGGCAGAACAUCACUCGGUGGGAUUUACUGGUGGGUUCAUCAAUACUUCUGGCCCUGCGUCGCCCAUUCCGACGCCCCACGACCCCCCUCUUGAGCAGGUGAACAUCUACGCCCUUCCUCCCGACUCGGUGGCUCGUGAGCUCCUCAACUGGUAUUUCAGCAACACUGGCUUGCUAUUUCCUUAUAUCAACGAGCAAUCGUUCAUGGCAACAUUUGAACAGGCAAGCAAGGAUAAGUUCAAGGGCGUCAGGAGAGUUUGGCUUGCCUUGCUAAAUAUCGUCUUCGCUCACGCCAUGGUGCAUGCACGAGAAAACACCACCACUCCGGGGAGCGUCGAGUCGACCGCGGCAAAAGCCAGCGCAGAGUCAGAGAUAUACUUCCGGAGGGCUUCAGGCCUCUUCAACGAAAAGAACGCGAACGGGACCGGGACUAGUGUCGAAGUUGUGCAGUUCCUCCUCCUCAUGGGCCAGUAUCUGCAGGGAACGCAGAAAUCAGUGCAGACGUGGAAGACACAUGGUCUUGCAGUGCGAGCGGCAUUUCAGAUCGGUCUUCACUCCAGUGAUCUGGCCAGAGUUUUCCCUCCACUCGAGCAGGAGGUACGGAAAAGGACCUGGUUUGGUUGUAUCAUGCUCGACCGGACCUUGAGCAUGACCUUUGGACGGCCACCAGCAAUCCCUGACAGCUACGUGCAACUUGAGCUGCCGGUGGGAUUCUCCGCUGUGGACGGUGGAUCUGCAGCGACCGACAAGAAGGAGGCCUUGAGCAUUGCCUUCUUCAACGGUACCAUUACGCUCUAUAAAGUGCUGUGCACCAUCAUCGACUCGCUUUACGGCCAGAAUCUCGCUUGCUCAUUCAAGGCAAACGCCGUCGACACAGUCGCCCUGGUCUACAAGAUCGAAAACCAGCUUUCGGAGUGGCAACGCGGACUGCCGUCCCAUAUGAGGCUCAUCGCCACCCAAGACAUACUGCCGGAACGCCUGCCGCACGUCGAGAGCUCGGCCGAGGAAGCAUGGCGGCAACUGCGCCUCCGCUUCAUCCUCACCCUCCGCUACACCAACGUGCGCAUCCUGCUCCAUCGGCCUGUGCUGGUCAAGUUUCUCGACGGACUGAGCAACCCGGCCAACCACCAGGAUACCUCGUUGCUACAGCAGGUCGGCACCAUCCAUAUCCAGAUCGCCAUCAAGUCGGCCAAGGAGAUUAUCUGCCUGGUGCACAAUGCCCUGCAGUCUGCAACGGGACGGUCGAAAUGGGGAUUGUUGGGCGCCUGGUGGUUUUCGCUGUACUAUACAUUCAAUGCAGCUUUGGUGCUGGGGGCAUGCGUCCUGGUCCAGAUUGACCAGAAGGCCUCGGGCAACGAAUCCAACAUGUCGCUGACCGAAUCGACCGAGGACAUGAGCCUGCAUCUGGAGAUGGCAAUUGAAGCAAUCCGCCAUCUCGACAGCGACAACCGCAUGGUGGCGCGGUGCCGAGACUAUCUCGAACAGUUUGUCCAGGUCGUUCAGGCGUUAGCAAUCGGACAAGGACUCCUCCCGCAGCCCCACGACUGGCAACCCGUCACGUACCACCACCCGACCAAUCCGUCCGCAUACGGCCAGGUGCCUCAACCUCCACCACCACACCACGAAGGAGGCGACUACGGGGUCCUGCUCGGCGGGGGGGCCGCGGCCGUGGGCGCCAGCGUGGGCAUGGGCAUCUACAACCACUCCGGCGGCAUCGUGGCGAGCAGCAAGCAGUCGCCGCUGGGCAUGGAGCUGGGCGAGUUCAUGCUCGACGGCGAUCUCGAGUUCCUGAGCAGCCACUCGUUCGCGUAUAAUCGCGGAGUGGCACCGUGAGAACAGACACAAGAUAUAGAUGAAGAUGAAGAAUAUACAGACGGAGAGGGAUGGGACGAUGUAAUCUGGAACCCGAAUCCCGAGGAAUAUGCGAUGGCCUUUGAUACUUAUCGUUUGACAAUUGAUGCUUACAGCUCAGCUCCGCUCCUAAGUGAGGUCCUUUCAGAAACGGGGGAUCUAUUAUUCGACCUCGCUGGGUCUUCCUCCUCGGUUCUCUGCGUUACUCCGUCCUAUGUAUCCUGAUCUGCAGGAGGUCACGGUAUAUAUCUCAUAUCGCGAUGCUGGGCUCUACCCACCUCGCCACGCAAUGCAUAAACUUCCUUUCCA
Molecule: messenger RNA, 3140 nt
Organism: Cladophialophora immunda
Lineage: Eukaryota; Fungi; Ascomycota; Eurotiomycetes; Chaetothyriales; Herpotrichiellaceae
Exons: 7
Coding region: 327-2813 (828 amino acids)
Biological process (GO): positive regulation of transcription from RNA polymerase II promoter by galactose; DNA-templated transcription
Cellular component (GO): nucleus
Molecular function (GO): zinc ion binding; RNA polymerase II cis-regulatory region sequence-specific DNA binding; DNA-binding transcription factor activity, RNA polymerase II-specific
Source: RefSeq, a predicted model, not a curated record